Messenger RNA from Danio aesculapii, 4182 nucleotides. Its product is annotated as adhesion G protein-coupled receptor A3. Gene Ontology annotation, cellular component: plasma membrane; postsynaptic density; glutamatergic synapse. Bases 174 to 3941 code for a protein of 1255 amino acids. Lineage: Eukaryota; Metazoa; Chordata; Actinopteri; Cypriniformes; Danionidae. Gene Ontology annotation, molecular function: G protein-coupled receptor activity; protein binding. Gene Ontology annotation, biological process: G protein-coupled receptor signaling pathway; cell surface receptor signaling pathway. The transcript has 19 exons. The record is from RefSeq and is a predicted model, not a curated record.
GUCGCGCGCUGAGGAUGCAGAAGUUCUGAAACUCCCGCUAAACUCUGCUGAAGUGCCCCUGAAUGAUUCUGGAUGAUUGUUUUUAAUGGCUGACAGCUCUUUUCUGCGUUUAUCCACUCUGAGAUGAGCGUUAAUUUGAUUCAGGAGUGGCUGGAAGUAACCUGAAGCGCGCGAUGAGGUUGCUGCUCGUGCUCGCGCUGCUGUGCACGGCGCUCGCGGGUUCCCGAUACUGCCCCGAGCUGAUGAUUGACAGCUGUCACUGCACGUCAGAGAGAUCAAAGGAGUUCAGCCGGCAGAGGGUGCGCGUCAAGGUCGUGUGUGACGAUGCGGACCUGAUGGAGAGCAUGCAGCCCAGCACUUUACCCAACACCACCGUUUCGCUGAUCCUGAGCAACAAUAAGAUCUCGCUGUUGCAGAAUAACUCUUUCCUCGGUCUGAGAGCUCUGGAGAGACUUGAUCUCAGGAAUAAUCUGAUCAGCAGGAUAUUUCCCGGUGCGUUUCGCGGCCUGACAGCUCUCAGGAGAUUGGAUCUCUCCAGCAACAGGAUUGGCUGUUUGUCGUCUGAUAUGUUUCUUGACCUCGGCCGUCUCUCCAAACUGAAUCUGUCUGGGAAUAUCUUCUCCACUCUGCCGGAGGGUUUGUUCACACACAUGCCGUCUCUGCGAGCGCUGAGUGUGGCCACAGAUUAUCUGUUCUGCGACUGUCAGCUCCUCUGGCUCUUGUCGUGGUUCAGAUCUCAGUCUGUUCGUGUGGGAAAUGAAUCAGUGUGUGUUUAUCCAGCUCGCCUGCGUGGACUGGAGCUGCACAGGCUUCAGGAGCAGCAGCUCACCUGCGAGGGCCCGCUGGAGCUCCCGGUCCUGCAGCUGAUCCCCAGUCAGCGUCAACUGGUGUUCAGUGGGGAUCGUCUGCCACUGCAGUGCACAGCCUCAUACCUGGACCCGUCUGUCACACUGAGCUGGAGCCACCAGCACAGCCCCGUACACACACUGCGGGACCGAGGAGUGUGUGUGGAGGAGAGUAGCACACACACACUGCAGGACAGAGGAGUUUGUGUGGAGGAGAGCAUUAUACACGACUGCUGCCUGAUCACCAGCGAGCUCAUCCUGACCAACAUCGACGCAAGCGCUUCCGGUAUCUGGCAGUGUCAUGUGAGCAGUUCCCGUGGAAACAGCUCUAUUGGGAUGGAGAUCGUAGUGGUCGAGGCAACAUCGCUGUACUGCUCUGCUGAGAGGGUCAGCAGCAGCAAAGGAGACUUCAGGUGGCCGAAGACACUGGCGGGAUUCAUGGCCUUCCUGCCAUGUGCAGUUCCCAGCUCUGGCUCCGCCCCUCAGGAGAAGAGGGCAUGGCGGAGGUGUGACCGGAUGGGCCGGUGGGCGGAGCAUGACUAUAACCAGUGUUCAUAUGCAAAUGAGUUUACUCGCAGCCUGCAUGAAUUAACACAGACUCCAGUUAACAUCUCCAGCUGUAUGUCAGUGGCGCAGCAGCUCUCAGCUCUCACCAGCAGGGCGGCGCAGUUUGGGGACAUGAUGGACGUGAUAUUCGUCACUCACCUGGUGGAGAGACUCACGCGGCUGGUGGAUCAUGUGACGCAGUUGUCGGAUGUUCUGCUGGAUGUGGCCAGUGAUGUGAUGAUGGUGGAGGAGCAUGUGUUAUGGAUGGCCCAGAAUGAAGCUCGCGCCUGCACACGAAUCGUCCAGUGUGUGGAGAGAAUAGCAGAUCUGGCUCUCCACAACAACUCCUCGGUCCUCUCCAAGGUCUCAGUGAACAUCGCUCUGGAAGCUCUUCUUCUGCGUCCGGCGUCUCCUGUGUCUCUGCUUUGCUCAGUUCUGCAGCGUCCUCUCCUGCCCCCCGUGGCCGCCACCGCUCACACACACAGCAAAGCUCAACACAACACACUCCUCAACUUCAGAUGCCACACUGCCAACGUCUCCGGACCAGCCAUGGGCCAACUCAACCAGAACACGGUGGCCAUCGCCUCCAUACACCUCCCGCUGGCGGUGGAGAACUCCACCUGUAAGCUGCAGCUGAUCGUCUUCCGCAAUGGAAAGCUGUUUCCGUGCACCGGGAAUUCAUCAAAUCUUGCGGACGAUGGGAAGCGCAGGAGCGUCUCGACACCAGUUGCGUUCACCAAAUUAGAUGGGUGUAGCCCCUGGAGCCCCGUGCAGCCGGUUACCGUCGCUCUCCGCCACUUCUCGCUGGGUGUAGACCCCACCGCGGCGUACUGGGAUUUUGACCUGCUGGAUGGACACGGCGGCUGGCGGGCGGAGGGCUGCCAUAUAACCGGCUCCGCGCACAACACCACCACCAUCCGCUGCGCGCAGCACAACAAUCUGGCCGUGCUCAUGGAUCUGAAGAAGGUGCUGUCGUUUCCUCCGUAUCCGGGAGAGUUCCUGCACCCGGUGGUUUACGCCUGCACCGCCGUCAUGCUGCUCUGUCUGUUUGCCUCCAUCAUCACCUACAUAGUGCACCACAGCUCCAUCCGGAUCAGUCGGAAAGGCUGGCACAUGCUGCUGAACUUCUGCUUCCACACGGCGCUGACGUUUGCUGUGUUCGCCGGAGGAAUCAACCGAAUCAAAUACCCCAUCAUCUGCCAGAGCGUGGGUAUCGUGCUGCAUUACUCGUCUCUCUCCACCAUGCUCUGGUUGGGAGUAACAGCGAGAAACAUCUACAAACAAGUGACCAAAAAACCACAGCAGCCGCAGGACGGAGAUCACACACCACCUCACCCUGCCAGAUCUCCAAUGCUGAGGUUUUAUCUGGUCAGUGCUGGAGUUCCCUUCAUUAUAUGUGGAAUCACCGCUGCUAUCAACAUCGACAACUACGGCAGCGGAGAGCAGACGCCGGUCUGCUGGAUGGCGUGGGAACCCAGUCUGGGAGCGUUUUACGGCCCGGUCUCCUUCAUCCUGCUGGUGACCUGCGUCUACUUCCUGUGCGCCUUCAUGCAGCUGCGCAAACACCCCGAGCGCAGGUACGAGCUGCAGAGUCUGCGCGAGGAGACGCAGCGGCUGGCGGACACACACACACACCCGGCGGAAACGGCGGCAGACAGCGGGCAGUGCCACGGCGGGUGCCCGGGCCUCAUCAACCCCUCCACGCUGGCGAACGAGCACUCCUUCAAAGCCCAGCUGCGCACGGCCGCGUUCACACUCUUCCUCUUCACCUCCACCUGGACCUUCGGCGCCCUCGCUGUCUCCCAAGCGCACUUCCUAGACAUGAUCUUCAGCUGUUUGUACGGCGCCUUCUCCGUCACGCUGGGAUUAUUCGUGCUCAUUCAUCACUGCGCGAAGAGAGACGACGUGUGGCACUGCUGGUGCGCCUGCUGCCCGGGCCGGCACGCUAAACCACAGCACGCGCGGAUUAAAAAGAUCAACGCAAACGGAGACACGCACACACACAUGCACGCAGACGCGCCCAAAUCCAUCCUCAGCCACUCGCACUGUGCAUGCAGAUGCGCGCAGACGCCGGUGUCUCCGUGCUGUGGCGCAAUACACACGCAGCAGAUCCUGGAGGAUGAAGAAGCGCCGCAUGUUUUGCUGCAUGCAGAUCCGCAGGGAUACCGGAUGCACCGCUGCAUUAAACCACCAAUCAGGACUAAGACUCGACGGCGAGAGCGGGAGCUUUCAUUUCACAUUCCUGAGAGCGUGCACGGCAGCCCGCACACACACAUCUGCCACCACGUCUGCCAUCACGAGGCCCUGGCGCUCUGCCAUCACCACGUGUGCUGCGCCGACGAGGAACUGUCGUGCGCGCCGGACGCCGGCGGGGUGUGUGUGUGUGUGUGUGGGAAGCCGGUGCAGGAGGAUCUGCAUCAUGUAGAGCUGCAGGCGCGCAGACAGUCUGUGCCCAGUCAGAACGGCAUCCUGAAAGCCAGCGCGAUGUACGCGUCCGACAGCACCGGGAAUAUACGCACCGGGCCCUGGAGGAACGAAACUACCGUGUAGUUUGUGGGCUUGAGCGGACAUUAGGAUUUAAAGAACUUUUUCUGUGUGUGUGUGUGUGUGUGUGUGUGUGUGUGUGUGUGUGUGUGUGUGUGUGUGUGUGUGUGUGUGUGUGUGUGUGUCAUUGGUCAUCAUAUAGGAGGAUGUAAAGGGGUAGUUCACUCAGAAAUUCAUUAAUUCUGUCAUUAUUUACUCGUCUUUUUACUUGCUUUGAAAUGUUUAUUUUUGCUACUGUGGAAGUCAA